CUCUUCCAGAAUGUUUACGCUUUUUUAAAACUUGGUUCAAAUACUAUUAUAAUCCAACAAAUUAAAUGAACAAACCGCAUCUGCGUUUUGUAAGCCUGAAAUAAAAAAAAAUUAAAAAAAUAUUAACAGGAACAGGGAAAUUGACGUUUCUAUGUGAAUUGUGACGACAUUUUGUAAAUUUUUCAGAUGGAAUCUUAACAGCUUCCUUUCUGCUUCAGUAGGUUGCUCUGUUGAAGAAAAGAAGAGAUUCUGUUGACCUUAGAAAACACAGUUUAAGUCUGGAUUAUUGAUAAAAAUAUAGAAGAAUGCCACUGCUAGCUUGCCGAGGCUGCCUUGCGACAGAGCCUCGGCUUUUCAAUCUAUUCAAAAAUAAUUUGUAUGAUGAGUUUGGGGAAGUUGUUGGUACACCGAUAUUUGAAGGUGAUGACCUACCGCAGCACAUCUGUGGGAUGUGCUACGCUCAGUUGCGGAAGUUCUCGUCGUUCCGGGAUCGUUGCCGGAAGGUGCAGGACAUGUUGGAUGCCAUGGAGCUUCAAGGGUUAACGAUCACAACAUCAUUAAUAGAAUCCAUUGACCGUGACUCUUACAAUUUGCUGCCCAGACUCACAAAGGUGGUCCCAUCGCUGGAAGAUGUGUGUAUAAACGAGAAUAACAAACACGAGUUCAUACCUGAUGAUUCCGACGAUGGUAGAGACGUAGAUCAAGAUUCGAUUCCACAAAGUAACGUGAUCAAUGAAACAGACUGUGAUGAUGAAAUAGAUCUCCCUUCGCAGCCAGAUGUAUCACAAUUCCUGGUCUUUAAAGAUCAGCCCAAAAAUAAUGAUGCUCAACUGAUACGACAAAAUAAUGCAGUAGCUCAACCAAUUCGUCAAAAUAAUGCAGUAGUUCAACCAAUACAACAAAAAAAUGUAGUAGUUGUACCAUUACGACGUAAUAAUGCAGUAUCUAAACCUAUACGACGUAAUAAUGCAGUUCAACCAAUACAGGCCAAUAAUUCAGUAGUUCAACCAAUACGGCAAAAUAAUGCAGUAGUUAAACUAUUACAGCCCAAUAAAUCAGUAGUUCAACCAAUACAACCCAAUAAUGCAGUAGUUCAACCAGUACAGGCCAAUAAUGCAGAAGCUCAACCAAUACAACCCAAUAAUGCAGUAGUUCAACCAAUACAGGCCAAUAAUGCAGAAGCUCAACCAAUACUGCACAAUAAUGCAGUAGUUAAACUAUUACAGCCCAAUAAUUCAGUAGUUCAACCAAUACAACCCAAUAAUGCACCAAUUCAACUGAUAAGGCCCGAUAGUAACAAGGUAGUUAAACUUUGGCCUGUUGAUAGCAAGGUAAUUCAACAAAUACGGCCCAAUCUUACCAAGUUAGUUACACUAUGGCCUGCUAAUAAUAAGGUAGUUCAAAAAGUACAGCCCAAAAAUAAUGCAAUCGUUCAACCGAAACAGCCCAAAAAUAACGCAGUCGUUCAACCGAAACAGCCCAAAAAUAACGCAGUCGUUCAACCGAAACAGCCCAAAAAUAACGCAGUCGUUCAACCGAAACAGCCCAAAAAUAAAGCUGUCGUUCAAUCAAAGCAGCCCAAAUAUUAUGCUGUAGGGAAAAAUCAAUUAAAACGUUGCAAACUCUUAAAAGCCUUUUUCGAAGAUCCCAAAUACUGCGAACUUGUCAAACGAGAGUUCAACAUACAAAUUACAACGUUGACGAAGGAACAGCAAAUUAAAGAAAUACAGGACAAAAUUUUCCAGGGGUCUAAAUCGGCGCUAACAUGCUGUUUAGGAUGCGGGAAGAUAUUUAUCAACGCAAAACUUCAUGAGGCACACAUUAAUAAAUUUCACGACGAAUCAAUCGGGCCACAUGUCUGCGAUAUAUGCAACUAUCGUUUCCCCAAAAUUGCGUUUCUUUCCCGUCAUAAGAGGACUCACAAAUUCCGAGUUUCCUGCACAAAAUGUAGUUUCAAAUCCAACGAUUUAAGCAUUAUGAUUCAGCACUCACAGUGGCAUUCUGGAGUGAAGAUCAAGUGUAAAUAUUGUGAUAAUGUGUUCGAUACAAAAGAGCUUAUGCAUGCACAUAUCAAAAGCGAGCAUGUAAAUCAAAUACCCUGGUGUAAAUGCUGCGGACAGCCUUUCCUAAAGGAAUUCAUUUUGAGGAACCAUAUCAAAAGAUUUCACAGUUUCUUGCUGAAAUUUGACAACAACUGUACGCAGUGUGGCUUAAAAUUUUCAAGCGCUGAAGCGUUGAACACUCAUUUGACAGUCACUUGUGGAGAUUUCGCAUGUGUGAUGUGUGGAACACGUUUAGAGAGUGAAGAAUUUUUGAAACAGCAUAUUAUUAAAGACCACUCAAGAUGGGAGGUUAUAAAAAUGGUGCGAUGCAGUCAGUGUCUGCUAGAAUUUUACGGGGAAGGAUCUUUAGCUAAGCAUGAAGAAACAUGCGGUAGUGGGUACCCAUGCCAGGAGUGCGGAAUAAGCUUGCCUGACACCGAGUCGCUACAGUAUCAUAAAGAAACACAUUUAAAGACUUACCGCACUUGUAAGGAGUGCAACUUGACAUUUGACUCUGACAACUACCGUCGGCAUUGUGAGAAAUAUCACCACUCCAAGCCAGAAAGAGAAUAUCGAUGUCGCAGAAAAACAACAGCCCGCGUGUGGUCAGUUAGCGGCAGUAUCAUAACUUCCAACGUAGAGACGCCGGUCGCGUCCCGCCCUGAUGAGGAAUGCAAGUACAUUUGCGAGGUCUGCGGCAAAGGGUGUCCGACGAAGGUAUCGUUCAAAAGCCACACUUACACCCACAGAGCUAGAAAUUUGUUCAAGUGUGAGCCAUGUAAUAAAAGCUACCGCAAAAAGGAAUAUUUCCAGCGACAUAUGAUGAUACACAAGGGAAUAAAACUGUACGGGUGUUCACUCUGCGAGAAAAGAUUCCAUAGUGCAUCCGGCCGGACCAGACAUAUUAUGAGGCACGCGGGUAUUCGUCGACACGUCUGCAACUUUUGCAAGAAAGCAUACGUAACAUCUACUGAAGUUAAAACCCAUAUCAAAACUGUACAUAUGUCUCAACCAACGGUACCAAGGAAACGGCGAGCUCGAAAAAACAAGGACAUCGUUGUGAAGACUGAAGAUAAUACGAAUAUAGAUCUGAGCAAUUAUGUUAUUGACAACGAAGUUGAAUACGAAUAUGUUAUUGAAGAGGUGGUGACGGAAGAUUGACGCCUGAUCACAUUACUAUGAGGUCUCACAGGGCGCGUGGACGCACAGGGUGACGCGAACCAAUCACAGAGCUCUAUUCAACGCUGUUCGAUUUGCUGCUUCACUUAAGCAAACAUCGUUUGGGAAUAAGCAGGGUUCGAGGAUCUAUAUCAAGGGAUAAUAUCAAGAUAUAUAUCGGAUAUAUAUCCGAUAUAUAUCAAGCCGGUUUUGAUGAUAUA
Ostrinia furnacalis (Asian corn borer) is the source of this 3421-nucleotide messenger RNA. Its product is annotated as zinc finger protein 184-like. The coding region runs from base 306 to 3203 and encodes 965 amino acids. Gene Ontology annotation, cellular component: nucleus. Gene Ontology annotation, molecular function: zinc ion binding. The record is from RefSeq and is a predicted model, not a curated record. The transcript is spliced from 9 exons. Lineage: Eukaryota; Metazoa; Arthropoda; Insecta; Lepidoptera; Crambidae.